This is a messenger RNA of Nerophis lumbriciformis (worm pipefish), 1344 nucleotides long. The record is from RefSeq and is a predicted model, not a curated record. Lineage: Eukaryota; Metazoa; Chordata; Actinopteri; Syngnathiformes; Syngnathidae.
AUGCCCAAAAAGAAAGGAAAGAAGGGCAAACGCAAAGGGGAUGACCCCGCCCUGCGUCCGCAGAUCAUGAGGGACAAGCUGAAGAAGGAGACAGACUACAUAGCGGUCAACUCCAUCAAGCUGAAGGACACCUACCGCGUGGGCCUGCGUGCAAACCGCUGCGAGGAGAUCAAGGAGGAGCUCAUUGCCCUCCGGCGUACCUUCGAGCGGCGGGACCCAGAUCUGAACCACGCUGUGGAGAACUUUACGUGCAGUGUAGAGAAGAUGGAGCGUCUGUCGGCGCAGGCGUGGCGCGUGCACUACGAACAUGUCGAUCGUCUGCGCAACAUACAGAAAAAGCGUCUCAGGUUCCUGCAGGAGCAGUGGGACAUGGGCCAGGAUGUCUUUGACAACAAGUUAAAGUUGCUGAGCCAAAAAACGGCUACCUACUUCCUGCAGUCACGCGUGGGUUUCAAGGAGACGGUGCGUCACCUGGAGCAUCACCACCAGCAGGCCUUGGCUACUGUCCACAUGCUGUACAACGAGCCAAUGGUGGCACACUCAGUUUACGAGAAGAUGAAAGCCUUCGAGGUAGAGGAGCGCUUUUUGGACUUGAACGUGAAGGUCCUGAAGAACCAGAAAGCUGACAAUCGCUACCUGUAUGAUAUGGAGAAAGUGGAGGAUAUGGAGGAUAAGAAAAAGGUUUCGGUGACUACAGCAAAGAAGAGCGUGGCCCUCUACAACACCAUCCUUGAGGCGCAGUCUCGUCUGGAGGCCACUGAGAAGAGAAACUCUGAUAUGACGAGUAAGCUGACCGAGGCGAGGAAUGACGCCAAUGCCAAGAUCCACAUGCUCCUCAGUCAGAUGGCUAGCAACCGCGUCCCCAUCCAGAUCAUGAUGAACAAGAUGAGUGUGAACAGCAACGCUGCCGCCAACGGCCUAAGAUUGAUUAUUGCCAAGGGUGCCCGGCUCCUGAAGGUGGCAGAGAUGUGUUGCCAUUUAGAGGCAAUCCAGAAGGAGGCGCAAGCAUCUGUCCAAAAAGUCGCCCCAGACUUUGAAACGCAGCCGGUCAAGCCAUCGCAGAUGUAUGAGUUCCCCGAGCUGAUGAAGCGCUACAACAAUGCGCAGCUCCACCGAGAUGCUCUCAAGCGGCGCUUUGAGAAACUACAACUGGAGAACCAACAGCUGUGGCUGCUCAAGCAGCAACGCCUCGAAGCAAAGACCGUCAACCCGGACACGCACAAAGGACCCACCAAUCCUCUGAAGGUCAAUAUGGCUCCCAUCAUGGAGGACGGCACCCACAUACAAAGGCACUCCGUUGUUGAAGGAGUGCAAGCUCUCAAAUUACUUGCAAUCAAUCAAUGA